AUGGAGGAUCCAAUUGCUUCAACUACCCAGGCUCCACCAUACGUGGCUGACGACAAGGUCACCAAGGAGGCCGAGCUCGCUGAUGAGCGCUCCGUUCAGCAUGGCGAAAAUGACCUUCUCCAAGCCCAGAUUGUCGACCAGGUACUGGCCGCCAAAAUGACCCUGAUCAACGACGCCAUCGACGAGAUUGGUCUCACUCCUCAUCAAUGGAAGCUGUUUUGCCUUAAUGGAUUCGGCUACGCCGUCGAUUCAUUGAUCCUGCUCAUCCAGUCAAUCAUCUCCUCCCAAGCUAUCCUCGAAUUUCAGCCGUCGUUCUCUACAGGUCUGACGAUUGCUGUAUAUGUCGGCAUGCUCGUCGGUGCCCUGUUCUGGGGUUUGUCCGCUGACGUGAUCGGUCGUCGAUUCGCUUUCAACGUCUCUCUCUUUAUCUCGUCUAUUUUUACUAUCGUUGCAGGCGCGUCGCCCAACUGGAUCGUGCUCGGGCUAUUCAUCUGCCUAAGCGCUUUCGGUGCCGGAGGAAAUCUAGUUUUAGAUACUGCAGUUUUUCUGGAGUACCUUCCCAGUCAGAAUCAAUGGUUGAUCACGUUGAUGGCUUGUUGGUGGGGUCUCGGUCAACUUAUUGCCGGCUUGUUCGCUUGGGCCUUCCUGCCAAAUUACUCCUGCUCAGACGCCGCUACGUGUACAUAUGACAACAACAAGGGUUGGCGCUACGUCUGGUACACCUCUGGUGCCUUUGUUUUUGUUCUAUCCGUGCUUCGCGUUACCGUCGUUCGUUUGCAAGAGACUCCCAAAUUCCUUGUCACAACCGGUCGCGAUGCACAGGCUGUACGAGUGUUACAGGACAUUGCCCACAAGUACAAUCGGCCAUGUGGUCUUACUGUCGAAAUGUUAGAGCGAGCUGGCCCUGUACGACAACCCAGCCAAGGCAACAGGAAGCUCCGCUUUUCCUUCACCGAACUAGGCUAUCAUUUUCAGGGCCUUUUCGUCACUCGCAAAAUGUCUUUAUCCACUACACUAGUCUGGUUCUCGUGGCUGCUCAUCGGAUUGGCAUACCCCCUCUACAAUGUAUUCCUUCCAACCUACCUGAAAACGCGUGGUGCCGAAUUUGGCGCCAGCAGUCAAUAUAUCACCUGGAGGAACUAUGCCCUUGUCAACUUUUCCGGCAUCUGGGGACCAGUACUCGCAGGAUUUAUGUGUCGCUCUCGUUGGUUCUGGGGUCGUCGAGGUACCAUGAUCAUCGGCGCUCUUAUCACCAUGGUUUUUUUCUUUGCCUAUACUCAGGUUCGCACCGAAAGUCAGAACAUUGGCUUUUCGUGCACUGUCAACUUUUGCUUGAACAUAUACUACGGCACUCUGUACGCCUAUACACCCGAAAUCUUCCCGUCAGCCCAUCGAGGUACGGGAAAUGGAGUCGCCAUUGGAUUGAAUCGAAUCAUGGGCAUCGUGAGCGCUAUAGUGGGCAAGUAUGCUAAUGAGCAUUGGAGAGCCAUCUAUCAUAUGAAAGAAAUGACAUCCUACGACUACGGCGCCGCCAUCACACAAACUCGAGAGCUGUGGCGCGAAAAGUAUGGCGAACUAAAGCUUCAAGCCAACUUUCUAAAGGCAUCUCCUGCAUAUCUGACGGCAACAGCUGGUCUUAGUGUCAACGGAUCUUAUGGCGUUCCGAAGACCAUUUCGGUAACUCCUGUAUCCAGUGGUGACAUGAACACAAACUUCUAUGUUGUUCGGCAUGGAAAUUUCAUCUCCAUAGAGAGCACAAAUUAUACGUUGAAUGUCCCGACAAGCAUCGGAAAUGUCACGAUUCCACAACUUGGCGGUUCAUUGACAUUGAAUGGAAGAGACUCUAAGAUCCAUGUUACGGAUUACGACAUUGCGGGCAUCAAUAUGAUAUACUCUUCCGCAGAAGUAUUUACCUGGGCAAAAGGAGUUGGCUCUUCCCGAGUUCUCAUUCUGUAUGGUGGUGAAGGGGAGACUCAUGAGGUUGCUUUUCCGUUAAAUACGGGCAGACCUCGGCUUAUCGCAGGCUCUGGUGUUUCCAUCGUGCAAAAUAGAUCAUCGUGGGUUUUGAAAUGGCAGGUUACUGCGGAUCCGACUGGCAAUUUUACCUCUUCGUCCAAAGAAAGGGUAAUUGUGAGUGCAGGUUACCUUCUCAGAAAAGUACAAAUUUUCGACGAUACCCUAGCGCUCACUGGUGAUGUAAAUGUUACUACGAUUCUUGAAGUGCUUUCAGCUCCUGCAUCUAUCAACUCACUAAGUUUCAACGGUUCUCCAUUGUCCACCUCAAAGACACAGCUAGGGAAUCUGGCAGCAAUGGUUCAGAACCACCCUCCGGAUAUCGAGACACCUAAUUUGUCUCAAUUGCAGUGGAAGUUUGUGGAUUCUCUACCAGAAAUCCAACUGUCCUUCAACGACGCUUCAUACAGAGCUCUAGCGCAUACAUCAAGCAAUAAUCCACGAAAUCUCUCCACUCCCAAAUCUCUAUACGCAAUGGAUUAUGGGUACCAUGCUGGUUCAUUCAUCUACCGCGGUCACUUCACUGCUAACAGCCUUGAAACGACCGCGUGGUUCAAUGUCUCUGGAGGGGUAGGCUUCGGUCAUUCCAUCUGGCUGAACCAAACAUUUCUUGGAUCAUGGACCGGAUCCGUAGGAGUUCAGACUUAUGUUCAUAACCUCACCUUCCCGGAAAAGCUCAAAAUAGAGGAGCCAUAUGCCUUAACCGUGCUGAUCGACCACAUGGGAUAUGAUGAAGAAGCAGCCGGAACAGAUGCUAUCAAGUUUCCACGUGGUAUUCUCAAUUACUUCAUCUCCGGACACAAAAAAGCCGAUAUCGAAUGGCGAAUGACAGGGAAUUUGGGUGGAGAGCAGUAUGUAGAUCUCACACGUGGCCCACUGAACGAGGGUUCAAUGUACGCUGAGAGACAAGGGUACCACCUUCCCAAUCCGCCGGAUACAGAAUGGAAGUUGGUGAGUCCUGUGUACAAUGGAAUUAGAAAGGCGGGAGUGGGGGUUUUUACGACCAGCUUUGACUUGAAUAUCCCUACUGGCUGGGACGUGCCAAUGUUUAUCGUCUUUAAUACAACCAGCACUAGCACACUCCGUGACUUGACUGGCACCGAUCAAUGGGGAAGCAAUUAUCGAUGUCAGCUCUUUGUGAAUGGGUAUCAAUUUGGAAAAUACGUCUCGUCUGAUAUUCGUCUAACCCGAAAUGAGCAAAGUGGGAUGGAUCUCCGGGCCGUGCUUUUGAUCGAGAAGCUUAUUGCGAUGACGCGACUAACUCUUGGCUUCGCCCUGCCACCAAGGUUCGUGCAGCGCCGGCUAGGACCUCAAGCGACAGACUUUGUAAGAGCAUUCUCCGCCAUUGCGUCGCUCCACUCAAAAAAGCAAAACAGUAUACUUGCAUCGUACUAUCGAGGCGGCACAUCCCGAGCCUUAAUUUUCCAUAAAGAAAACCUGCCGCCUGACACAAAGGACUGGCGACCGGUUUUUCUAGGCACCAUUGGCGCACCUGACCCUAAUGGCAGGCAACUCGACGGAAUGGGCGGCGGGAUCUCGAGUUUAUCUAAAAUAUGUGUUGUUGCUCCGACAGAUCGAAGAGACGCAGACAUUGAAUUCACCUUCGUGCAGGUUGGUGUCAAGGAUGAUCGAAUCGACUACUCCGGUAAUUGUGGGAAUAUGUCAAGUGCCAUUGGACCUUUUGCUAUCGACACGGGCUUGGUGCGACAUUCUAUUGUGUCGGGUGGUAAUGCAACAGUCUCUUUGUACAAUACCAACACGCAGAAGAUCAUUCAGGCCACAUUUCCAGUCACCAGUGACGCAUCCGAAACUGUCUAUGAGGGCGACUUUGCGAUUGAUGGUGUGUCCGGAACUGCUGCAAAGAUUCAGCUUGACUUUAUUGACCCGGGCGGGUCGAAGACAGGGAAACUGCUUCCAACGGGUAACACUAUUGAUCUCAUUGAUGGAGUUGAGGUUACAUGCAUUGAUGCUGGGAAUCCGUGUAUCUUUGUGUUGGCUGACGACCUCAACGUGGACGGUACAAUGCUACCGUACGAGACCGAUGAGCGAGCAGAUCUGCUCGACAGAUUAGAGUCACUGCGAGUCAAGGGCGCAGUCGCUAUGGGCAUGGCGAAUACUACCGAUGCUGUGCCUCCGUCAAUUCCCAAAAUCUGUUUUGUAUCCAAACCUGCCUCGCAUAAGAUCCUUUCAGGGAAAACCGUGUCUGCAAAUGAGCUUGAUGUUGUUGUGCGAGCUAUAUCGACUGGUCAGCCUCAUAGGGCCUUGCCGAUCACCGCUGGGUUAUGUGUAUCUGCUGCUGCAAGGCUUGAAGGAUCGGUUGUGCAUGCGUGUCUGUCAGCUGAAUCUCGCGUAAAGUCAGAAAUAAUUGUUGGCCAUCCGAGUGGGAAGUUAGUAGUGGGAGCACAGUAUGACGGCGAAGGAAAACUGCGAAAGUCUACAGUCUACCGGACAGCGCGGAGGCUAAUGGAAGGGAGAGUAUUUUGGAAGUGA
Molecule: messenger RNA, 4503 nt
Organism: Talaromyces amestolkiae
Lineage: Eukaryota; Fungi; Ascomycota; Eurotiomycetes; Eurotiales; Trichocomaceae
Exons: 8
Coding region: 1-4503 (1500 amino acids)
Biological process (GO): transmembrane transport
Molecular function (GO): transmembrane transporter activity
Source: RefSeq, a predicted model, not a curated record